Messenger RNA from Ylistrum balloti, 1809 nucleotides. Its product is annotated as sodium/potassium/calcium exchanger 4-like. Gene Ontology annotation, cellular component: membrane. The transcript has 17 exons. Lineage: Eukaryota; Metazoa; Mollusca; Bivalvia; Pectinida; Pectinidae. The record is from RefSeq and is a predicted model, not a curated record. Gene Ontology annotation, molecular function: calcium channel activity; calcium, potassium:sodium antiporter activity. The coding region runs from base 1 to 1809 and encodes 602 amino acids. Gene Ontology annotation, biological process: intracellular calcium ion homeostasis; calcium ion transmembrane transport.
AUGAACACAAACACAUCCUAUGGAGGCCUUUUGUUAGACACAACAGACCUGUCCAAAGACGAAUCCGUCCCAAUGGUAACAAGCGACUACAUCCAAGUAUCUGCUGCCAUGAAACAUCUGACGACCACUAUCAUGUCGGCAGUAUCUAACGCCACCAACAUCAGCAACAUCGUCCACAACAUCACGGUGGUGGAGGAAAACAAAGUUAUCUGCACCCCGCCAGCGUACCACGAGUUUCCUCCAGAUGCCUUUAAUAACUUCCAAAGAUCUCAUGGCGCCAUCUUCCUCCAUCUCAUACUCGUCAUCUACAUGUUCAUCGCUCUCGCCAUCGUGUGUGACGAGUACUUCGUCACGUCCCUUGACAAGAUUUGUCAGAAACUGGGUAUGAGUGAAGAUGUGGCUGGGGCAACUUUCAUGGCGGCGGGAAGUUCAGCACCAGAGCUCUUUACCGCCAUUAUUGGUGUAUUCAUCACCAAAGGAGACGUUGGGAUUGGCACUAUAGUCGGCUCGGCGGUCUUCAAUAUUCUCUUUGUCAUCGGCGUGUGUGGUGUGCUUGUAGGCGAGGUGAUCACGCUGUCUUGGUGGUCCCUGUGUCGAGAUUCCGUCUACUACUCGUUCGCCGUCGUCGUCCUAAUCAUGGUAGUGUGUGAUGGAGUGGUCACGUGGUAUGAAUCACUCAUUAUGCUGGUGCUUUACGUAUUGUACAUCGUGAUAAUGCGUUUUAACAUCCACAUUCAGGCCUGGGUCACAAAGAAGCUGGAUCGAAUUGUACAAUCCAACAUUCUUCCAAUGAACGGCACUGCCAAGACCUUUCAGGGGGAUUAUGAGGUCUUCACAGACGACGAUGAUGAUGUGUUCAUGAAAACCUCAGUAGAAAAUCAGGUGUCACGAAGAGAAACGGAGAUGCCACCCGAUGAAUACGCGAAAAGUACGCAAAUCAAGCCAGGAUUCAUUGAUUUUAUUUGGCGUUUGAUGAUGAUGAAGAGAUUUAAACCCAAGACGAGGUUCAUGGCUGCGGCAUACUUAAUUCUAUCUUAUAGACGGCGGAUGCUGCAAGAUGAGGCGUAUAUAAGGAGACAACAGUUUCGUAAAAUGGCUCAUAAAUCCAGUGUGAUCUCCUAUACUCGCACGAUAAGGGGUUGGUUUAACGUGACACUGGAGGGAGACGACUAUGAUUGGUGGAGGAAAGUACCUAAUAUAGAGGAAGGUGUUUGGACAUACGCAAAGUGGGCCAUGCAGUACCCACUUCGUUGUCUGUUGUAUUAUACUGUACCGGACUGUCGUAAAGACAGAUGGGACCGCUGGUUUAUGGCUACAUUUGUCUUAUCUAUAGUAUGGAUCGCCCUCUUCUCCUACAUAAUGGUGUGGAUGGUAACUAUUAUUGGGUAUACCUUGAGUAUCCCCGACAGUGUAAUGGGAAUCACAUUCUUGGCGGCUGGUACAAGUAUCCCUGAUGCCAUGGCUAGCGUAUUCGUCGCCAAACAAGGCCUUGGAGAUAUGGCAGUCUCUAACCUGCUAGGGAGUAAUGUAUUCGAUAUCCUGCUUGGUCUUUCCUUGCCAUGGUUUCUAAAGACGGGAGUAGCGUAUGCUGGAUCUACGGUUCAUAUAAAUAGUAAUGGGAUGCUUUACUCCAUAUUACUUUUAUUUCUUACGGUUAUAGCAACAAUUGGAGUGCUCAAGUACACAGGCUGGAGGUUGAACCGCUUCGUAGGAAUGAUAUGCCUUUUCGUAUAUGCUAUAUAUUUAUUAUUCUCUGUUAUGAUAGAGUGUAAUGUGUUCGGGUUCGUCAAUCCUCCAAUGUGCGUAUGA